AUGAGGAGCACGUUGAUCUCGCUGCUCGCUCUAGCUGUACUGUGCCUCUGUGCUCGGUCCUCGCCUCUACCGCUCGCCUCCUCCUACUCAUCUGGCUAUACGAUCCCUCGCGCGUCUGGCCGCACACCCUUAUCAUCGACGCUCACAUCUCUCGUUAAGCGUCGACCAGGCGGCGCAGAAGCUCUCGAGUCUAGCGCUGAGAAUGUCGUCUCGGCCACCAAGAACAAGGACUGGAAACGACCUGUAGUCAUCACCAUCUCCGGAAUCGGUCUGGCUAUGACGGUCGGAUGGAAUUACAUUGCCGCCAAAUCGUUCGUUUCGAAUCGGAAAAAAUACUACAAGGAGAAAGCAAGACUCGAACAAGAGGCGAAGAAGCCACCGCCCAAAGUGGGCGAUACUGUGUGUCUCGUCGAGACGUAUUCGACGAAUGAUCAGGUCGACGCUAGGAAGCCGAGCCAGGUCAAGGCUCCGUGUUUUGCGUUGGGUGGUCAGCCGCCGCAGCAAGCGGAGAUGGCGUCGCCAGGCGUUGAUGCGCAGAACACUGCGCCGGCGAGUUCGAGUGCUGGUUUCUCUGGAGCCAGUGUUGAUGGUGAUGGCAGCGCACGCAGGGUUGCGAACAACGAUGGCGGUGUGGUAGGUGGUCAGACAUGGACAGGUCAGCAACAGCCGCAACCACCAAUCGAUCCUCGAGAGGUAGCAGCGGCUUAUCGGUCGCACCAGCCGACCCCUGCAUCUCAAUCAGCCGCCACUACUACACCUGCUGCUGCCGCCGAUUCGUACGACAACAAUGCGGCCGCCGCCGCCGCCGCCGCUGCUGCUGCUGCUGCAGGUGGUAACAUGGCCACCGGUGAACCGCUUCACAAGCGCGGCGCUCCCAGUGAACCAGGGAUCAAAGCCAUUGAAGAGAUGGUCGAAGAAAUAACACCGCGUACGCAUUCGCCUCCUUCGGUGGGCUCGUCAUCUUCCUCUGCCGCCUCGACCGAUUCGCGCUUCCCAUCUUUCCCAUCGGAGAGAGAACACAUCCCGCUUCUGCGACUCGAGCCCAAGUCGGGUGCGCGUCCGCGUCCGCGUCCCGGCUUCGCACUCGCGCGUGCCGAGCCUUCGAUCGCGUUUGAAGACAUGCACACCACCCCCCUCGCCACACACGACGCCCUGGAACAAGAUGAGAUAAAGCUCCAUGCCAAGAACAACUUGGCAGCAAGGUGGCUAGCUCUCGCGAAAAACACCAGACAGGCGGGCGGUAAACUCUCGACCGAAGACAUCACAUUCGGUUUGACUGUGCUCAAUACGGUCGGCAACAUCCCUAGCUUGAUCUUGACGUUGAUCAACGCAUAUAGCUAUGCCGGCAACCCGAAACUUCAAUGA
This is a messenger RNA of Mycosarcoma maydis (corn smut), 1365 nucleotides long. RefSeq lists its product as uncharacterized. The transcript has a single exon. The record is from RefSeq and is a predicted model, not a curated record. The coding region runs from base 1 to 1365 and encodes 454 amino acids. Lineage: Eukaryota; Fungi; Basidiomycota; Ustilaginomycetes; Ustilaginales.